AUGAGCGAGCACAAAGAAAGGAUCGAUAAGAUACCAGGCGCCCCAAAACUCCUGCCAAAAAGAGACGUCGGCCGGUUUGUGGAACAGCCAUACAGCGAGGAGGCAGCCCCACAUGCCAUACCCAAAACUUUCAAAAUGCCACCAUAUUUGAAAAUAUAUGACGGCACAACGGACCAUGAAGACCAUAUCAUUCAUUAUGUCACGGCGGCGAAAGGCAAUGACCUCUCGAAAGAACAGGUACCGUUGGUGCUGCUGAAGAAGUACGGCGAAACCCUAACAGGGGGAGCCUUGACAUGGUAUUCACAAUUGCCAGCACGUUCCAUAAUGACGUUCAAAGAAAUGGCCAACAAGUUCGUCAUCGCUCAUGUCGGAGCCAAGAAAGUAGAAGCCAUAGUGAAUGGCAUAUUUGCUGUUAAACAAUCGUCUGGUGAAAGACUCAAGGACUUCCUCACCCGGUUCAAUAGGGUAAGGAUGAUCCUACCAAACGUAUCAGAAGGGAUGGCGGUAGAGGCCUUUCAAAAUGGGCUGAACAGGAACGGGUCAAGAGCGCCCAGAAAAUUAUUAAGCAGACUCAUGAAAUACACUCCCGCCACUUGGGAAGAAAUUCACAACGCUUAUUGCGCCGAGGUGAGGGCAGAUGAAGAGGACCUCAAUGGUCCAACCCAACGGCUAACGACAAUCCAAAUGGAAUUAAGAAAAGAUCGACGGAAUGACAGCCGAAGAGAUCAUGCAGGCCCACUCCUCAAUCGGGAAAGGCACCAACCAUACAAUAGAGCGAACAUACCACUACCUCCCCACCAAGCCGAAGGGGCGUCCCGGCCACAAGCGGGAACUCACCGAAAUGAAAGAGGUAUGCGUCCACUUUUAUCCGCUCACAAUUUCUGUGUAUCUCCUUCAAAAAUAGUCUACGCCCUGGAGAAGCUCGGUCCCAAGGUGAAGUGGCCACAAAAGAUGAAGUGA
Nicotiana attenuata is the source of this 960-nucleotide messenger RNA. RefSeq lists its product as uncharacterized. The transcript has a single exon. NCBI's taxonomy places the organism in Eukaryota, Viridiplantae, Streptophyta, Magnoliopsida, Solanales, Solanaceae. The record is from RefSeq and is a predicted model, not a curated record. Bases 1 to 960 code for a protein of 319 amino acids.